Messenger RNA from Trichosurus vulpecula (common brushtail), 754 nucleotides. Its product is annotated as immunoglobulin lambda-1 light chain-like. NCBI's taxonomy places the organism in Eukaryota, Metazoa, Chordata, Mammalia, Diprotodontia, Phalangeridae. Gene Ontology annotation, biological process: immunoglobulin production; immune response. The record is from RefSeq and is a predicted model, not a curated record. The transcript has 5 exons. The coding region runs from base 32 to 739 and encodes 235 amino acids.
AGGACACAGAGCUCUGGGAGGAACCUUGACCAUGGCCUGGAUCUCUCUGCUGUUCUCACUCCUCACUGUCUACACAGGUUCUGGGGCCUCCUCUGUGCUGACUCAGCCAUCUUCUGUGUCCAAAAGCCUGGGAGAGACGGCCUCCAUCUCCUGUGCUGGGGAUGCACUUAGUAGUUACCAUGCACAAUGGUACCAGCAGAAACCUGGCCAGGCCCCUAAGCUGGUGAUUUAUGAUAGUAACAGCAGGGCCUCGGGGAUCCCUGACAGAUUCUCUGGCUCCAGAUCAGGGAACACGGCCACCCUGAGCAUCUCUGGGCUCCAGGCUGAGGAUGAGGCUGACUAUUACUGUCAGUCACGGGAUAGUAAUGCUGAUGCUCACAAUUAUGUCUUUGGCAGUGGGACCCAACUCACCGUCCUCACUCAGCCCAAGGUGGCCCCCACUGUCCAUGUCUUUGCUCCAUCCCAAAAGGAGCUAGACACCAAAAAGGCCACCCUCGUGUGUCUCCUGAGUGGCUUCUACCCAAGCAUCGUGGAUGUGGCCUGGACAAAGGAUGGCUCCCCCAUGUCCCAAGGAGUGGACACCACCCGGCCAUCCCGCCAGAGUGACAACAAGUACUCAGCCAGCAGCUACCUCUCACUCUCCUCUGACCAGUGGCUGUCAGGCAGCAGCUACACCUGCAAGGUCACCCAUGAUGGCAAGGUCAUCCAGAAGGAGCUCUCCUCAAGCCAGUGCACUUAGGUGCCCACAUCCCUU